Molecule: messenger RNA, 2308 nt
Organism: Ictidomys tridecemlineatus (thirteen-lined ground squirrel)
Lineage: Eukaryota; Metazoa; Chordata; Mammalia; Rodentia; Sciuridae
Gene: Ubqlnl
Product: ubiquilin like
Biological process (GO): ubiquitin-dependent protein catabolic process
Cellular component (GO): cytosol
Molecular function (GO): polyubiquitin modification-dependent protein binding
Source: RefSeq, a predicted model, not a curated record
GGAGUUAUCGCCACUUAGUCCACCUUGUGCCAAUAUGAAUUAAUAGCCACACCAGGCCUCAGCUGGGCCACAUCUGGAGAUCUGGGGUGAGGGUACAACAUCAAAAAUACUGGUCUCAGUCCAGUCACUCAUCUGUUUUUGGACAGCAAGAAAGCUAGCCUGUGGCUUGAGAACAGAACACCCACAGCGAAGGCCAGCAGAAACAUUUGCCUGCCCUCACCCCUCUGCCCCUGCUUCUACUCACUCCCCAUCUGCCCACCCACUAAGUUCCAUGACGCAUGUCAUCUCUCGAACACCCAAAAUGCCCCAGAGAGGGCGUUCUUCAGGUCUGCCUGCAGACAGGACCAUCUCCAGUGUUACUCGAGUGAUAGUGAAGACACCAGGCAACCUGAAAGACUUUAUAGUAGCUGAUGACACCUCAGUGAGGCAGUUCAAGGAGAAGCUAUCGGCUCACUUCAAAUGUCAAAUGGAUCAACUAGUGCUGGUCUUCAUGGGCCGCCUUCUCAAAGACCAUGACACACUGAGCCAGAGGGGCAUCGUAGAUGGCCACACCAUCCAUCUGGUCAUCAAGUCCAAGCACGGUUCCAGAUCCCUGGCCCAUUCCUCCAGGAACCUGCCAGUCAGCGAGCCCUGCCAUGGGGACAGAAACACCAAAGGAAAUAGCAGUGGGGUAUGCAAAUCUGCCAGCAUGAGUCAAACACCCACAGAAUCAGACCUCUUUGUGAAGACUGAUGCACCCAAAGUGCGUACGCAGGACUUGAAAGUAGACACUUCGGAGUGUAUAGCACGGAUACUGGAGAAUCCUAAUAUCCAACGGCUUCAGUCCAACAUGGAGUAUAUGCGGCAGUUCAUCUCCGAACACCCAGACAUGCAACAAUUGAUGCAGCAGAAUCCAGAAGUCUCCCAUCUCCUUGACAAUUCCGAGAUCCUAUAUCAGACUCUGGAGUUAGCCAGGAAUCUUGCCGUCAUUCAAGAGAUAAUGCAGACCCAGCAGCCUGCACAGAACCCUGAGCAUCCACUGAAUACACUGGGUUUUGAGACAAUUCCAGGUGGGAAUAAUGCCUUGAGUCAGAGCUACACUGAUUUCAAUGACCGAAUGCUCAACAAUUUGAAAGAUCCUUUUGGGGGCAACCCUUUCACAGCUCUCCUGGCAGGACAAGCACCAGAACAGCUACAGACUUCACCCACAAUUCUACCACCAUCUCAGGAAUGGCGUGACCAGCUCCCACAGCUCCCUACAACGAAAGUCAUCUAUACUAGUUCCCGUGGUUUUUCCUCCAUCUCAACUAAUGGCAUCUCAACCAAUGCCACCCCAAACAGAGUCAACCAUACUUCCACGAUCUCGACCAACGACCAAAGCCCUGUCCAUGACACUGAGAUAGCAGCCUUGCCUAGUAAAGAAGUUACCCAAAAGUCUCAAGAGGAAGACCAGGAUGCCACUAUCUCUAUAGAUAGUCCUGAACAGAAGUUGGAGGAAGAUCCCCAGUUGUCAGAUGAGCAGAAUAGUUCUCAGAUCGCAGGAGGCAUGAUGCAGUUACUCAUGAAUAAUCCCCACUUGGCAGCUCAGAUGAUGUUCAUGGGUAUGCCCCAGCUGAAUGACCAGUGGAAACAGCAGCUGCCCACAUUCCUGCAGCAGUCACAACUCUCUGACCUUCUUUUAGCCCUUACUAACCCUAAAGCGUCACAAGCAAUAUUGCAGAUCGAGCAGGGACUCCAGCUGUUGGCCACAGAGGCUCCUGUUCUUCUGCCCUGGGUUGCACCUUACUCAUGGGGCCUAGGUUGUCUUUCUGCCCCCAACUGCAACUAUCCUGACCCAAUGCACUGGGCCUGGAAUAUGCCGGAUAUACCUGAGUCCAAGAGAUCCGAGUGCUGCCACGUACCUGGAACAGUCCUGCAGAAGUUACAGUCCCUAGCUGGAGAUCCUUCCCACUUUCUACAAGCCCCUGAGAUUCGUUUCAGCAAGCAAAUGGAAUCUCUUCAGGCCAUGGGAUUUGGGAAUCACCAUGCCAAUCUACAGGCACUCAUUGCUACUGAAGGGGACACCAAUGCGGCUAUUCGCAAGCUCAUGAGAUCCCAGGGAUUCUAAAUACCACAUCUACCUGUCUGCUUUCUACCUGUCUGCUGACUCAUGAUCACCUCAUCUGCCUUUUUUUUUUUUUGUUCUUUUUUAAAAAACCUCUUCUGAUGCUUCCAACCAGGAGUAGUCCUGGAAAAGGAGAAAGCAACCAAUGCUUUCUUUACUGAAUAUUAGACCAUUGGUGAUGGCUGCAAGAUCUGUCAAUAAAAUGGCUGCACCUACAUGCCCUCA